AUGAUCACUCCGGAGGAAAUGGCCAUAGCUGACUAUACCAUCGAACCAAAGCUACUAAAGUAUGUCUCCAUGAUAAAAUGGGCCUCCGAAAACAAUCGAAUAAUAAAAAAACAAAAUGACGUCAAUAGCGAAAAUCCGGCCAAAAUGACGACAUUUACUGUGAAAGGAUCUGGAAUUGUCAGUGGAGUUGUUGGAAGGAAGUCGAGGUUUAGUUUAACAGUGUCAGAUGUUGUUGGUAUGUUCCUUCUUGGUGUUGAUAUUAAAGGACCAAAGAAUGAAGUAUACAGCGAACAGAUUAUUAGUCUUCAUCAGUCUAAAGAGAUCAUGAUUGGAGCGUAUCAAACACAGCCAAAACAAGGGCGUCUUGCUUCUAUAGACAAUCACGUUAUGGAAUAUAUGGAAGAUGCUGUUGGUAAUACAUAUGUUCGUUGGAAGAAUCUAAAACUCCUUGGUGAUAGUUCUGCAGUAAGUGUUAUUCCGUUUAAUUGCCAAUGCACGGGAGAGGGGACGUUUCUUAUGACAUAUCUGCCGAUAUCCACAGGAAUUCAUACCGUUUCGAUCAAAUGGCAAAACUUUCACAUCGAAGGAUCGCCAUUCAAGGUUAAAGUCUACCAACCACGUGAUCUGACAAGGCGAGCAAUAAGAGACGCCAAAGAUAAACGCAUCAUCUUCGAUUCUCUUUCGCUUUCGUCUAUUGAAGAGCGUCCUUUGGGACUUUUGAAAAUCGGCCCAGAAACAGAUUUUACCAAAAGUAAGAGCGAUUCAGAAAAGAGUAGUGGUAGAUCGUCUAGGUCAAAUCGGAUGAAGAAGCAAUUUACGGUAACAAAGCGGCGGGUGAUACGUAAAGUGAUAAGUCGUCAUGGGGAGGAAAUCGUCAUACAGGAGUCACCCUCUCCUACGCUAUCUCGUCAGAGUAGUAUGACAGAUACCUCAACUGAAGAGGAACAGAUCAGGAAGUCAAACUCACCCUCUCCGCCAUACAGACGAAAAAUUAUACCUCGAUCAGCAAGACAUAGUGUUGAGCAUAACAAUAGCAGUGACAACUCAGACACAUAUCAAAGUAAAUCAAAUCAGGAAUUGAAGUCUUCUGAUGGAAAAGGAAAGGGUUCCGUGUCCACCAGCAGCGAAGAGAUCAGGAAAAAUACUUUCCAAGACGGUAAAACAGAUUCAAAUAAACGUGCAAAACCACCUUUAACAUGCAACAGAUCAUUUUCAGAUUCGAUGCUUAUAUGUUCCCCAUUUCCUGAUGCUUUGCAAAACACAUUUAGACAAAUGAAAGAACUGAAGAAAUCUGAUAGUAAAAUAUUUCAAAUACAUAUCCCUUCUUUCAAGUUUCUUCAAUCUAAAAGCUUUAGGAACUCAGACUGCAAUUUUCCUCGAGACGUGUUUCGUCAGCAUUCGUUUAGUAGCUCUUCUUCAGCAAGCAGUAAUUCAACCGCGUCCUUAGGAAAGGCUAAAAAGUCUCUUUCUUUGACGAGGUCUCUGCCUAUUCUUAACAACGAUGUUUACCCCUAUGACAAAAGUUUGUCUAGGUUAGAAAGAAUACGAAGGGAUAAACGCUAUGCUAUUGAAAUUCAAACAAGAAAUGAAAGAUUAACGCAAGUAAUGACAACAACAGCAUCGCCUUCUACUUCAAGUCUUAGUAGCUUAGCAACGCCUACUUCACAUUCAUUUCCUUGGGAUGAUCCAAAAAGAUGGAAAAUUUCCCAAUUUGAAAGAGAAUCUGUUGAUAAACAAGCGCGUGCCCUCUAUAGCCCACCUAUUGCCAAACCACUGCCAGAAGAAACUGAAAAAGCGCCAUAUAAAAGUAGUAGAAAGAAUUGGGAACAAAUUAUAUCCAAACAAAGAGCCACUACAAUGUACUGGUUAAAUAACCAGACAACAGAUCAUUUUUCUGUUGAUUCAACAGAUUCAGACCCAAAUUUUCUAGUUGAACAAUCCAUCAUGGGACCAAGAGAGAGGCAACAUUCUCUAGAUCUUUUGACAGAAAUCAAAACACCAAUCAAACACAGAAAGGAAAGUCUAUCAAGUGUAGACAGCAAAGGGAGCGCGUCCUCAAAGAAAAAGGGUCUUCAAAGGCAGUUCAGCAAGAUGGAGGACCUACAGUUGGAUUUGGAAUCCGUUAAUGAUAAUGAGUUUCAUGGGAUUCAGAAGGAAUCUUCAAUAAUUGAUCAACAAGAAGAUAGAAAAGUAAUGGAUGGUAAGUCUGAGACCAACUUCAACCAAGCUACGUUCAAAUCUAUUGUAACUGUUACAAAUGUUGUGCCAUCUAAAGUCCACGUCGUAACACCAAAGGUAAAAGCAAACAAAACAACACAAGUAACUGUUAAUGAAAUAUUAAGAGAAACAGGGUUCUUGUCAAUUUUUUACAAUUUAAACAUAAGGAGACGUAAAAAGUACGUUAAAAAUGACACCGAUAAUCAGACAUCUACAACAAGCGAUGCUCAGAAUCCAGUCAGAGCUCGAAGUUUUUCAGAUGGUGCUAUUUUUGGGCAACACCACGACGAAUCAGACGAGGAAGAUGUGGAUCCCAAUUCACGCCAAUCAACCAUCGAUAGUGGCAUCGCCGAGGAAAAUCAGAAUAGAGCUGAAGCUUUCCCAUUACAGCGGAAUCCGAAUAGAAUAAUAUUCCGACAGAAUGGACAUAUAAAAGUUCAUCGACGCCCUUACCGAGGACACAUUGUUUUGGACCCUAGGUUGAUAAUGAGUGGUAGUAAUACAGACUCCCAAAGUGACACAAACGAUGGAAAUAAAUCCAAAUCGUUUAGAAGAAAGGGAAAAGUGCCUGAAGAAUCAACAAGUUUUUCAGAUACAGAGAUCACAACGAUCAAUAUCCGGAAACGCCGAAAACGAAGGAAACUACGAUCUGCAGUGGUCAAGUUUGCUCCAAUACUCUCUACGUUUAAGAAAUGGGAAAACAAAGAGCAUCAAAGACAUGCAGAGCGACAAUUAACUGACCAUGUUUACAAUGGAAACGAUGCUGAAGUAGAAGCCGAGAAUAAGCAUCUGCUGUACGCUCAUCCUGAGAAAGAAUCCUCGAACUCCGAAUUUUCCGAGAUUGGGAUAGGUGUAGAUAAAGCUGAAAAAACCUUCUUGUUAAAUGACAUACAAAGCUUUAAACAUUUAUCCGAAAACACCCAAACUGUAACAAUGAACGACACUGAAGGAUUAGAAUCAAAUAGUGAGGACUUUUAUAGAUUAUUGCAUUCAGAUGAAAAUAUCCAAAGUUCGAAAGAUGCUGAAAAAAUAUUUUGUUCCUCAAAAGAAAUAAAUUUGACACAGGAUAAACGGUUCAUAUCAGCCGUUUGUCAUUUUGUUUCACCUGAUAUCAACAAGAGAUAUACAAGCUAUGGAUGUCUUCCACCAACAAAUGACAAUGAUUCAGAACAGAUAUUUGAUCUAAAUGAGGACAACAUGUGUGAAGACUUUGAAAAAUACAUUGCAGGGUUUAACGAAAGCAUUGAUGAGGAUCCUGCUCCAUCAUGUUCAGCAGAAGGAGUUGGACUGACGAUCGGACAAGUAGGAAUGAAGAAUAAUUUUCAGGUAUGGUGUCACUCCCAAGAGAAUAUGGCCAUAUCAAUUACAAUUCACGGCCCGCGACCAUUCUCUGUGCUAGAGUCCAGUAUUGUGUACACGGGAGACAAUUUGUAUGAGGUCACUUAUGACGUGGCAUAUCCAGGAUAUUACGUCAUCUGCAUUAACUGUGGAGAUCAGCAAAUCAGAAACAGUCCAUUUCUAGCCAAAAUUACACAUUAA
Molecule: messenger RNA, 3756 nt
Organism: Saccostrea cuccullata (small rock oyster)
Lineage: Eukaryota; Metazoa; Mollusca; Bivalvia; Ostreida; Ostreidae
Exons: 2
Coding region: 1-3756 (1251 amino acids)
Biological process (GO): actin cytoskeleton organization
Molecular function (GO): actin filament binding
Source: RefSeq, a predicted model, not a curated record